GGAAAUUCAAUAUAUUUUUUACAGAAGUGCCAUAAAGUGAAUACAAAAUAGAUGUAUUGAAACAUCACAACAACCUACAUAACAUACCUUUUAAUGGCGACAAGAUUGUUAGUGGCAAUGGAUAAGAUGUACUUACCCAUUUUGACGGAGGUUCGGGACGACGAAUUCGAAAUCAUGAGUCGUGUUACGUGUCCGCAAAAUCUGAUUGAAUCUGAACUAUUUGUGCUUAUACUUAAAAAUGCUUCAAACGCAUUUUUCGAUGGCAUUGUCAAAGAUUCGGAAAAUUUGCUGAGCAUUGCCAAUAAAUUUGUUAAGUCUAACGAAAUAAAGACGUCAGUAAAGGGACUACAAUUACUCAAUAAAAUAAUUUGUCGAACACCUACCAAUACGACUGUAUUUCUAGAUGCACUUUUGGCACGCAGCGUCUACUUUGUGCAAAUCCAGAAGUAUCCCUUGGCAAAGAGCGACUUGGAAUAUUAUAAGCGGUUCAACCCCAAACUUAUGACAACAGAAGGAAUCUUACUCGUACAAACAUUAUUAUGCUUAUCUUUAUAUUUUAUGAGAAAAAUGCACGAUGCUAGGUUUCAUUUAUAUCAAUUGGAGGAAGUUGUGGGUAAAUUGCCAGCAAAUGUGUUUCGCGAAAACUUUGAAUUGCAGACGUUUUUAAAACAUUUGGAAAAAUAUAAAAAAGAAAUUAAUCAACCUCCACGGAAUAUACAGUACAAAAUUAAUAAAAAAAGUAUCAGCUUUGGGCCGUUAAUCGGAUCUAAAUUUUACAAGAAAGCACCUGUAGUAUUCUGUAAGUGUGAACGUGGCUUUAAUCUAACAGGAUUUGAUGGAAUAUACACCAGUAGCGCAAUUGCUAAGGAGGAAGUCAUCUUCAAGGAUUCGCAUUCUUUUCAAUUUGGUAUACCGUUUAUGAAUUGCGAAGUGUGUGGGAUUUAUCGAGAUCAUUUGUACACAUGUAUCGAAUGUCGUUACAAGACGUACUGCUCUUUAAAAUGCACACAAUCCGAUUGGGAAGAACACCAAACUGAAUGUUAUGGCUACAAAAUUGGAAUAAUACAGAUGCUGGAAGCAACACUGUUGUUUAAAAUAUUUAUACAAGCCACUAAAUAUUUGUCAGCAGUAUUAACAAGCUUAACCCAGGAGCAUGGAGCCAUUCGAAAUGCAGAUUCUGCGUGGGAUUUCAUUGUUAAAUAUUCAAAGGCUGACAAUGCAAACCACACUAUUAUCGGAAAGUUCUUGUCCAGUCAACCCGACUGCAAACAACUGACAGCGAAAAAGUGGCGUCAGCUUAUAACAACGAGUUUUCGACUGGCUGUUUUCGUGUAUAAUGAUACAGAUAUCAAUGACAGAAUUUUCUCCAAACUUAAAAUGCCAAAAUUUGAAACCAUUAAGCUCAUUGCAGCACUGUUAAUGCGUUUGAAUGUUCACAUAACACUAAAUUCUCAAAGAAAUGAAUUUCACCACCAGCAAAAAUUGCCUGCAAGCUUCAAUUUUCUGGAAUACCAAGGCUCACUUGAUCCACGUAUUAACGCGAAUGCAUUUAGCUAUCACUCUAUUAACGCCCACUUGGAUUUUGUGAAUUGUUAUAAUAGGCUGCAAGAACGCAUUUCGUCGACUAAGCAUUCGAGUAAUCAAAAAGGAUUAUUUUCCAAAAGCCACAAACCUCAAACAAUAUCUGAAUUUAUCAAAAAAAUUUCUAUAUUAUGUCUUAAGAACGCUAAGAUACAGUCUGUUGGAGAUUUAAAUGAUGUUAAAGCACAAGCUUCAUAUAAUUUCGAGCUAUGUCUUGUAAAAUUGAAUACCUCAGAUCGUUGCAAACUUCUCUCAAACAUUGCAGAAUAUUUUCAUAAGUUUCUAUAUGAUUAUUCUUGCUAUGAUGGGUGUCGGCGACAGGAAACUACAACAAUUUGUGGAAAUGUAAUAAGUUUUAAAAAUUUUUGUUUGGAAAACUGUGAGAGCAGGAACCCAAAUAGUGGUGAAUUAAUAUUAAUGGCCGCCAUGAAUCUAAAAGCUGAUGUUGAGUUGACAGUAACUCUUGAUUCUGUCAACCAAUUGGAAAACACAUCGUAUUUCGAAGUCAUGAAAGACUGCAAAAGGGAAUCAUGCUCUAACCAAACUGUGAUCGAACCAAUUAAUAAUCGUCAUGGCAUAUUUUGUGCUUUCUGCGAGAAGGAGACAGUAAUAACAUCUGCUCUUGGUAAAUGCUCGGAAUGCCAAAUAACUUAUUCUGAACUUUUUGAGCAAUAUAUCACAUUUAUAUCAACUAUUGUGACUGAGAUACGUACCAAGGUAUCAAAUCCAAAAACUACACAACGCGAUUUAACAAUCUUGUAUGGCACGUACAACAGUUAUGUUACUAUGCAUUUUUCUGAAGGAAAUGAAUUUCGUCUAUCGGGCGUACUAAGUUUCAUCGAGUUUCUCACAUCGAAUGAUUUCUUAAACCAUGCCUGCGAUGUAAUUUUUGUGUUGCAAAGUUCUGACUACUUUUUCGCGAAAUACGACCCAUUAAACAAAGAUGUUUUUGUAAGGAUAUUAAAUACAAUUCAGCAAAUUAUGGAACGUUACAUUGAGACUAUUAAUUGCGGUUUGGAUGUAAAUCCGAACUAUCCCAAAAUGCUAUUGGGAAUAGCCUGGCACAUUCUAAGCAAUAUAGGUGUUUAUUCGGACUUAUUUAGAGAUGAUAUCGAAAUGCAUAGUACACUCGUGGAAUAUUUUACGCAGUAUUAUAAAUGGAAGAAAAUAAUUAAUUCUAACCUUACGAUGUCAAUGUCAUUGCAAAAAUUUUUAAAUACUACUUAGUUUUUUUUAUAAGAUACAAAGUACAGAUAUAAAAGUAGUUAUGA
Drosophila montana is the source of this 2852-nucleotide messenger RNA. RefSeq lists its product as uncharacterized. NCBI's taxonomy places the organism in Eukaryota, Metazoa, Arthropoda, Insecta, Diptera, Drosophilidae. Bases 94 to 2808 code for a protein of 904 amino acids. The record is from RefSeq and is a predicted model, not a curated record. The transcript has 14 exons.